Messenger RNA from Candidula unifasciata, 519 nucleotides. The record is from the annotation of a GenBank genome assembly. NCBI's taxonomy places the organism in Eukaryota, Metazoa, Mollusca, Gastropoda, Stylommatophora, Geomitridae.
AUGACAGAAAUAGAUACCGGAAAUGAGCAGCUAAAUGCCGAGAUUAACCAGUGGUUGAAGUGGGACAAGAAUGAGAAAACCCGUUUGGCAAUAAAGACUUUAACUGAAGAAAAUAAUUACCCAGAACUGAAGAAGCUGCUGUUGCAACGGAUGGAAUUUGGAACUGCUGGCUUGAGAGCAAAAAUGGGCCCUGGAAAUUCUCAGAUGAAUGAUUUAACUAUCAUACAAACAACACAGGGAAUGGUGAAGUACUGCAAAGGAGUCUUGCCCCAGAUAGCCACUUCAGGUGUUGUGGUUGGGUUUGAUGGACGGCACAAUAGCCAUAGGUGGGCUAAGAUUGUAUCCACUGUUUUUGUGAAUGCAGGAAUACCUGUUUAUUUAUUUUCCAAGAUGUGUCCAACUCCAUAUGUGGCAUUCAGCAUUCGGUCUUUGAAAGCUGCAUGUGGGAUCAUGGUUACAGCCAGCCACAACCCAAAAGAUGACAAUGGAUAUAAAGUAUAUUGGAGCAAUGGAGCUCAG